UCUCUAUCGUCAGCCGCAGCCGCUCUCCCGGCCCUGGUCCCGGCACCAUGAGCUUCGGCUCGGAGCACUACCUGUGCGCCUCCUCCUCCUACCGCAAGGUGUUUGGAGAUGGCUCUCGCCUGUCCUCGCGCCUCUCCAGCGCCGGUGGCGCGGGUAGCUUCCGCUCGCAGUCGCUAUCCCGCUGCAAUGUGACCUCCUCGGCCGCCUGCUCCUCGGCCUCGUCGCUUGGCCUGGGCCUGGCCUACCGCCGGCCCCCGGCGUCCGACGGGCUGGACCUGAGUCAGGCGGCGGCGCGCACCAACGAGUACAAGAUCAUCCGCACCAAUGAGAAGGAGCAGCUGCAGGGCCUCAACGACCGCUUCGCAGUAUUCAUCGAGAAGGUGCAUCAGCUGGAGACGCAGAACCGCGCGCUCGAGGCCGAGCUGGCCGCGCUGCGGCAGCGCCACGCCGAACCGUCGCGCGUCGGCGAGCUCUUCCAGCGCGAGCUGCGCGACCUGCGCGCGCAGCUGGAGGAAGCGAGCUCGGCGCGCGCGCAGGCCCUGCUCGAGCGCGACGGGCUGGCUGAGGAGGUGCAGCGGCUUCGGGCGCGCUGCGAGGAGGAAAGCCGAGGGCGCGAAGGCGCCGAGCGCGCCCUGAAGGCGCAGCAGCGCGACGUGGACGGCGCCACGCUGGCCCGCCUGGACCUGGAGAAGAAGGUGGAGUCGCUGCUGGACGAGCUGGCCUUCGUGCGCCAGGUGCACGACGAGGAGGUGGCCGAGCUGCUGGCCACGCUGCAGGCAUCGUCGCAGGCCGCGGCCGAGGUAGAUGUGGCUGUGGCCAAACCAGACCUGAGUUCGGCGCUGAGGGAGAUCCGCGCCCAAUAUGAGUCCCUGGCUGCCAAGAACCUCCAGUCAGCCGAGGAGUGGUACAAGUCCAAGUUUGCCAACCUGAACGAGCAGGCAGCGCGCAGCACCGAGGCCAUCCGGGCAAGCCGCGAGGAGAUUCACGAAUACCGGCGUCAGCUGCAGGCACGCACCAUCGAGAUUGAGGGGCUGCGUGGGGCCAACGAGUCCUUGGAGAGGCAGAUCCUGGAGCUGGAGGAGCGGCACAGUGCAGAGGUGGCUAGCUACCAGGAUAGCAUUGGGCAGCUGGAGAAUGAUCUGAGGAACACCAAGAGUGAGAUGGCGCGCCACCUUCGGGAAUACCAGGACUUGCUCAAUGUCAAAAUGGCUCUUGAUAUUGAGAUAGCAGCUUACAGGAAACUACUGGAAGGCGAGGAGACACGUUUUAGCACCAGUGGAUUAAGCAUUUCAGGGCUGAAUCCACCCCCCAAUCCAGCUUAUCUGCUCCCACCUAAAAUCCUCAGUUCUACAACCUCCAAAGUCUCAUCCACUGGGCUGUCUCUUAUGAAAGAGGAGGAGGGGGAAGAGGCUUCUAAGGCAGCCUCAAAGAAAACCUCCCAGAUAGGGGAAAGUUUUGAAGAAAUACUGGAGGAGACAGUAAUAUCUACUAAGAAAACCGAGAAAUCAGUUAUAGAAGAAAGCACCACUUCAAGCCAAAAAAUAUAAUUCUGUUGCUAAAAAAAAAAAAAAGUUAAUGCUUAAGAGGGGAUAAU
Messenger RNA from Neomonachus schauinslandi (Hawaiian monk seal), 1594 nucleotides. RefSeq names its product internexin neuronal intermediate filament protein alpha (gene INA). The coding region runs from base 48 to 1547 and encodes 499 amino acids. Gene Ontology annotation, cellular component: postsynaptic intermediate filament cytoskeleton; intermediate filament; cytoplasm. The transcript has 3 exons. Lineage: Eukaryota; Metazoa; Chordata; Mammalia; Carnivora; Phocidae. Gene Ontology annotation, molecular function: structural constituent of postsynaptic intermediate filament cytoskeleton. The record is from RefSeq and is a predicted model, not a curated record. Gene Ontology annotation, biological process: intermediate filament organization.